Miniopterus natalensis is the source of this 1058-nucleotide messenger RNA. It is a transcript of the gene PTAFR, whose product is annotated as platelet activating factor receptor. Gene Ontology annotation, cellular component: membrane. NCBI's taxonomy places the organism in Eukaryota, Metazoa, Chordata, Mammalia, Chiroptera, Miniopteridae. Gene Ontology annotation, biological process: chemotaxis; G protein-coupled receptor signaling pathway. Gene Ontology annotation, molecular function: G protein-coupled purinergic nucleotide receptor activity; platelet activating factor receptor activity. The record is from RefSeq and is a predicted model, not a curated record.
GACCAGCUGCCUUUUCUAGCCCAGAGCAAUGGAGACAAAUGAUUCCUCUCGCGUGGACUCAGAGUUCCGAUACACCCUCUUCCCGAUUGUGUACAGCAUCAUCUUUGUGGUGGGGGUCAUCGCCAACAGCUAUGUGCUGUGGGUCUUUGCCCGCCUGUACCCUUCCAAGAAACUCAAUGAGAUCAAGAUCUUCAUGGUGAACCUCACCGUGGCCGACCUGCUCUUCUUGGUCACCUUGCCCCUGUGGAUCAUCUACUACUACCAUCAGGGCAACUGGAUCCUUCCUGCGUUUCUGUGCAACCUGGCCGGCUGCUUUUUCUUCAUCAACACCUACUGCUCGGUGGCUUUCCUGGCCGUCAUCACCUACAACCGCUUCCAGGCAGUGACACGGCCCAUCAAGACUGCUCAGGCCACCACCCGCAAGCGUGGCAUCUUUUUGUCCCUGAUCAUCUGGGUGUCCAUUGUGGCCGCUGCGUCCUACUUCUUUGUCCUGGACUCCACCAAUGUAGUGCAAAGCAAGACGGGCUCGGGCAACAUCACGCGCUGCUUCGAACAUUAUGAGGAAGGCAGCAUCCCGGUGCUCCUCAUCCACAUCUUCCUCGUGGGCGGCUUCUUCCUCGUCUUCCUCAUCAUCCUCUUCUGCAACCUGGUCAUCAUGCGCACGCUGCUCCUGCAGCCCGUGCAGCUGCAGCACAACGCAGAAGUCAAGCGCCGGGCGCUGUGGAUGGUCUGCACGGUCCUGGCUGUGUUCAUCACAUGCUUUGUGCCUCACCACAUUGUGCAGCUGCCCUGGACCCUGGCCGAGCUGGGCUUCCAGAACAACAGCUUCCACCAGGCUAUCAACGAUGCACACCAGGUCACCCUCUGCCUCCUUAGCACCAACUGUGUCCUGGAUCCCAUCAUCUACUGCUUCCUCACCAAGAAGUUCCGCAAGCACCUCACCGAGAAGUUCAACAGCCUACGCAGCAGCCGGAAAUGCCCCAUGGCCACCAUGGAGACAGGCACCGAAGUGGUCUUGCCACUCAACCACAUCCCUGCCAAUUCCCUCAAAAAUUAGU